AUGUCUGCAGUGCGAGAAGAUAUUAUAGCCUCAGCUGUCAAGUUCCUUCAGGACCCCAAGGUGCAGUCGUCACCACUGGGCAAGCGGGUUGCGUUUCUGGAGUCCAAGGGCUUGACCUCGCAAGAGAUUGAGGUAGCGAUGGCGAGAGCGAACGGAACGGCGUCGUCAUCAGAAGGCGUAGCAGGAGCAGGAGCAGGAGCAGGAGCAGGUGCAUCCGCAGUGACAGCAGUACCAGUCCAGCAAAUGAUGGUUCCUCACCAAGGUCCCGGUCAGGUUAUGAUGGCUCCACCGCUGUUGCCUCCGAAAUACGAUUGGAAGGAUAUGUUUAUUGCGGCAGUUGUGGCAGGAGGAUUCAGCUAUGGCAUGUGGCAGAUCACAAAGAAAUUUGUUGGUCCAAAGUUGCAAUGGCCUUCACAGGAGGAUCUGGCGUUGGACAAGAAGAAACUGGAUGAGCAGUUUGAGGAGAUCGAGAAGAGUCUGGCCGAGGUCAAGGAGUCAACCACAGUCGUGGCCAAGAAUGUCGAGGAUCAGACGGCCCACGUGAAGGAGUCGCUCGAGGGCAUGACGGGCGUGUUGGACGGUAUGAAGAGUAAUGACAACAAACGGGAACAGGAACUCGCAGGGCUCAAGACAGAUAUCGAAAACAUCAAGGAUAUGAUCCCCAAGCUGAUGGAAAAGAAUAAGGAGUCCCAGUCAACAACAUUAAACGACCUACAGACGGAGAUCAAGUCGCUCAAGAGUUUGUUGCUGAGCCGUCGCACAGGUCCUCCCGGUAGCGCUGGGCCCUCAACAUCCAGCGGAUCACCUGCACCCUGGAGCGCUGCCGCCUCGUUUUCGUCUCAGAACAUGACGGCCUCGACAGUGAAAUCGGAUGAUGCUGCAAUGAACUUUUUGAACACGAAGGCGUCGAUCCCCGCAUGGCAAUUGGCCGCUCAAAAGAAUGCCGCCAACAACUCGGAAUCGACUCUGUCUACGUCUACAGAUGGAACCGACUCGACAGCGAAUAAUGCUUGA
Messenger RNA from Gamsiella multidivaricata, 1014 nucleotides. RefSeq names its product peroxisomal membrane anchor protein conserved region-domain-containing protein. The coding region runs from base 1 to 1014 and encodes 337 amino acids. Gene Ontology annotation, cellular component: peroxisomal importomer complex; peroxisomal membrane. The transcript has 3 exons. NCBI's taxonomy places the organism in Eukaryota, Fungi, Mortierellomycota, Mortierellomycetes, Mortierellales, Mortierellaceae. The record is from RefSeq and is a predicted model, not a curated record. Gene Ontology annotation, molecular function: signaling receptor binding. Gene Ontology annotation, biological process: protein import into peroxisome matrix, docking.